Molecule: messenger RNA, 861 nt
Organism: Nicotiana tabacum (common tobacco)
Lineage: Eukaryota; Viridiplantae; Streptophyta; Magnoliopsida; Solanales; Solanaceae
Source: RefSeq, a predicted model, not a curated record
UCAAAUCUAUAAAGUCCCCCAAUCCUUUGGCUAGAUCACUAGAAAAAGAAGAUUCUUACCAAACGGAAGAAAAGAGACUUUGAAGAUUCUGGAAAUUAAGACAAUUUAAUAACCAAUACCCCUAUCAAAAGCCUAGGUUGAGGAAGCAUUGGUGACUAGAAAAACUAUUUUUUAAUGGAGCAGGAAUCUUUAAGCAGGAGAGCCAGAUUUCCUACAUAUGAAAGGAGGUUCUUGGCCGUAGGCAUUGGACUUCUGGCUAUCAUCUCUCCUCUAUACAUUGACAGUAGAAAAAACACUACUGAACCCCACCUUGAAGAACAAACCAUCAACUUCCUUCCCUAUCUUCCACUUCUUUUCUUGAUCACUGUUAUCAUGAGCAUAAGUAUUUCUCACCAAUUGGCUCGGUUCUCAUCGUAUGAUCACAGGCUUCUGGCCAUAGGUCUUACACUUGUUGCCAUAGUCUCACCUUUGUACGUCGACAGGAGAAAGGUAGUCGAUCCAGAGCUUGAAGAGCAAUCACUUAGCAUCUCUUCUUACUUGCCAUUGCUAAUGUUGUUUCUCAUCAUUGCCAUAGCUAUGUCAUGCUACUUGGACGGGAGCUUUACCAGGUUCGAUCCUUACUGGAUUCAUAGGGUUGGUGGUUCUUCCACUGGGAUUCUCAUUCUUCUACUUGUUCUUGCAUUUGUUUUGAAGUUUAAAGCUCUGUAGCAUGAAUAACAGAGGGUCUAAAGAUAUGUACCUUAUAUCCUUAUGUUCAAGUGUUGUUCAUGUGUGGUUUGAAAAGGGAGGAAAAAGAAAAGGAGAGUUUGGAUUCAAGCAUUAGAACAUUGAAGUGAAUACCAACUCAAAGACUUGAUUUCA